Messenger RNA from Lactuca virosa, 675 nucleotides. Lineage: Eukaryota; Viridiplantae; Streptophyta; Magnoliopsida; Asterales; Asteraceae. The record is from the annotation of a GenBank genome assembly.
AUGUCUCAACCUGAACAAAGAAGAGAGUCUUCAUUGAAAUAUCAAACUAGAUGUGUUCAAUGUUAUCCUAAUGGCACAGGUUAUGCACUUAGCUCUGUAGAAGAGGAAGGUCUUUCUAAGCGUGGAUUCCACAUCACAAGAUUGAAUACUUACACAACGGAACCUGUACAACAUGUGGAUCAAACCAUUCUACAACAAACACUCUCUGCUUCUGUAGUUGCAGUUGCAUCACCUUCUGCAGUUGGUGCUUGGGUGGAUCUUCUACCUGAACCACAGGCAUGGGAGGGUUAUGUUGCAUGCAUUGGUGAAACCACUGCUUCAGCUGCUAGAAAAUUAGGCUUAACAAAUCUAAAUUUAAAUGGUAAUUUAUCCAAUCUUUCAUGCAUGGUUGGACCCAUUCCUGUGUCUAUUGAAAAAGCCCCUGGUCGUGACAGGUUAAAGAAUGCAAAACACUUCCAUUUAGCAGAUAAUCAGUUAUCUGGUGACAUUCGAUCUGAACUGUUCAGAUCAGAUAUGACUCUAAUACAUGUACGCCUGGACUCAAAUUCCUUGGAUGGGAUAGUGCCUCAAAACAUCACGAAUCUCAAAAGUGUUAGUAAGCUAUACUUGCCGAACAACAAACUGAGUGGACCUGUUCCAAAUCUCAUCGGAAUGGUCUCCCUCUUUUAUGUGUAA